Molecule: messenger RNA, 5652 nt
Organism: Strigops habroptila (Kakapo)
Lineage: Eukaryota; Metazoa; Chordata; Aves; Psittaciformes; Psittacidae
Gene: RXRA
Product: retinoid X receptor alpha
Exons: 10
Coding region: 311-1714 (467 amino acids)
Biological process (GO): positive regulation of transcription by RNA polymerase II; response to retinoic acid; negative regulation of transcription by RNA polymerase II
Cellular component (GO): nucleus; RNA polymerase II transcription regulator complex
Molecular function (GO): nuclear receptor activity; nuclear steroid receptor activity; zinc ion binding
Source: RefSeq, a predicted model, not a curated record
AGCCGGAGCCGAUCGCGCCCGGCGGAGCCCCGCGGCCGAGGGACCUUGUGGGGAGUUUGCAACAACUCCGCGGCCUCUGCGGGGCCGCCGGUGCGGGGCCGCCGCCGCCUUCCCCGCCUCCUCCUCCUCCCCUUCCUCCUCCUCCUCCUCCUCCUCCCCCUCCUCCUCCUCCCCCCUCGGGCUUUUCUCCCCCCCUUCCCCUCCCUCCCCGCUCGCUCUGAUUCCGCUCUCCGCCCCUCCGCGCCCUGCGUGUGUGUGUUUUUCGCCGCCGCUCUCCGCCGAGCCCCUUGGCAUGAGUUAAGCCCCAGCCAUGGACACCAAACACUUCCUGCCGCUCGAUUUCUCCAACCAAGUCAAUUCCUCGUCCCUGAACUCUCCCACAAGCCGGGGGCCCAUGGCCACCCCAUCCCUGCACCCGUCCAUCGGGCCGGGCAUCGGUUCCUCGCUGGGCUCCCCGGGCCAGCUCCACUCGCCCAUCAGCACCCUGAGCUCGCCCAUCAAUGGCAUGGGACCUCCGUUCUCCGUCAUCAGCUCCCCCAUGGGCCCGCACUCGAUGUCCGUCCCCUCCACACCCAGCCUGGGAUUCGGCACCAGCAGCCCACAGCUCAACUCGCCCAUGAACUCCGUCAGCAGCACAGAAGACAUUAAGCCCCCCCUGGGGCUCAACGGAGUCCUCAAAGUGCCAGCACAUCCCUCAGGAACGAUGGCCUCCUUCACCAAGCACAUAUGUGCCAUCUGCGGGGACAGAUCUUCAGGAAAGCAUUACGGGGUUUACAGCUGUGAGGGCUGCAAAGGCUUCUUCAAGCGCACGGUGCGGAAGGACCUGACCUACACGUGCCGCGACAACAAGGACUGCCUGAUCGACAAGCGCCAGCGCAACCGCUGCCAGUACUGCCGCUACCAGAAGUGUCUUGCCAUGGGCAUGAAGCGAGAAGCCGUCCAAGAGGAGAGGCAGCGGGGCAAGGACCGCAACGAGAACGAGGUGGAGUCGACAAGCAGCGCCAACGAGGACAUGCCCGUGGAGAAGAUCUUGGAGGCUGAACUCGCGGUGGAGCCAAAGACAGAGACGUACAUCGAAGCAAACAUGGGCUUGACGCCGAGCUCGCCCAAUGACCCGGUGACAAACAUAUGCCAGGCAGCAGACAAACAGCUCUUCACCCUGGUGGAGUGGGCCAAGAGGAUCCCCCACUUCUCGGAGCUGCCCCUGGACGACCAGGUCAUCUUGCUUAGAGCAGGGUGGAACGAGCUCCUAAUCGCCUCCUUCUCCCACCGCUCCAUAGCCGUGAAAGACGGGAUCCUGCUUGCCACCGGGCUGCACGUGCACCGGAACAGCGCGCACAGCGCCGGCGUCGGGGCCAUCUUCGAUAGAGUACUGACAGAACUCGUGUCAAAAAUGCGAGACAUGCAGAUGGACAAGACAGAGCUAGGCUGCCUGCGAGCCAUUGUCCUCUUCAACCCCGACUCAAAAGGUCUCUCCAACCCAGCUGAGGUGGAGGCGUUGCGGGAGAAGGUGUACGCGUCGCUGGAGGCUUACUGCAAACACAAGUACCCCGACCAGCCCGGGAGGUUCGCCAAGCUCCUGCUGCGUCUCCCAGCCCUCCGGUCCAUCGGCCUCAAAUGCCUGGAGCACCUCUUCUUCUUCAAGCUAAUAGGCGACACGCCGAUCGACACCUUCUUGAUGGAAAUGCUGGAAGCACCUCACCAAAUGACUUAGAGAACUGCUGCCGGGUCAGUCCCUUGCCCGGCCGGGGUCCUGCGGGGCCCCUUCCUCUGCUCCCCUUGCCCAGCCCGUCCCUGCCUCCUCUCCCCGGCGCUGGAGGCACCGUCUGAGCCGGGGACCCCCCCGCCGCCGUCCUCGCCUCCUCGUCGCCUUCACCCUGCUCCAUUUGCUGUCACUGCUGCAUCUCCAGACCUGCUCGCUGGUUCCCUGCGCUACAUGUAGACAAGUGGGAGCGGACAGAGCUUGUCACCCACCGCCCUGGCUCGCACCCUGCCCCGGCAGCUCCGGAUCGGGGUGAGCAUCGGGAUGGGGACAUGGGGACACCCAGCCCUGGGCAGCGAGGGGAGCGGUUGGACUCGCCGGUUGAUGCUGGCUCUAUUCAGAGGAUGGAGCUUUUGACAAAGAGAAGAAAAAAAAGAGAAAAAAACAAAACAGAAUUCUAUUUUUGGUCUGUAACUGUUGGUAGCAGCGUCAGUGGUUCCAUCACAGGGCAGAGCCAGCCCGGCCCCUGCCCCAUGUGAGUCACCCGGGGCUGCACAGAGCCUUCUCCUUCCAGGUCAGAGCAGAGGAUUUGGGAUUGAGCUGGACCCCCCGUCAGUAACACGGUGACACCCUCUCACCUGCCCGCAGAGGGUCCCAUGGGCGCCAGCACCUGAAAAACCCCUUUUUGCCAUCCCCAGGGCAGCCGGGCAUUGCUGCCCUUCCCAAAGAUGCCUCUGCGCUGCUGUGGAGCUGCCCACAUGGACAUGAGCUGGCUGCAGCACUUGCUUUAAGGCUGCCAGGGACUCAGCAUCGCCAUUCCCCAGCUCACAGGGUCUUGCUGGACCCCAGCCCUCAGCACCACAUCCAGCAUCCCAGCACAGCCCCGCUCCCAAGGCUGGGUCCAGCCUGUCCUGCCAGAACCAUGCUUGAUUUCAUGGGCUGUUGCAUUGGAGCAGCAGGAGCUGAUGUGUCAGCAACGGCUCCUCCUUGGGCUUUGGGUCCUGACCUGGUUUUGUGAGGUUUGAGGGGCAUUUCCAGCUGAUGGGCUGGGCUCAGUGAAACACCCUGAGCCCUGGCCUCGCGCAAGCCCUCCCCUCGCACGGAGGUUCCAGCUUACCCAGGAACCUGCUCCUGUUCAUUCAGCAGCACCCUGCAAAACACUGCAGGGCAUCGAUUAGUGGGAGUGCUGGUAAUUGUGGCUGUUUAUUAGUGGUGAACCAAGAACUGGGCUCCCUCUGCCCUGAUUCUCCCCCUGUGUGUGGAGCCGAGAGGUCCUGGAUGGAUGGGGGAUGCAGGAGCAGCCCCGGCCCAUCUGGGAUGCUGAAAGCACCAACAGCACCUUGGCUUCUGCAUGGUCCUUCCCUUGGGUCUUGGUGUGGCAGCAGGGAGAUGGAAAUUAGGGACAUGAUCCCAGGAAUGUUCCCACACCCCAUGGGACGGGAUUCUCUGGGGAGAGGUCAGCCAGGGAGCAUUUCCCCUUCACUUCCUUGGGUGUCUCACUGCAAAGAUGAGUUUAAGAGCAAAACCCAGCAGAGCAAGUGGUGAGAGAUGUUGAGGUUUUCCCCCUUUGGCAGGAUGGGCUGUCCCAGCACAGCAAGGGGUGCUCGGAGCCAAGAACGAGGUGCCUGUGGUUGGCCAAGGGCUUUUCCUCACUCUCAUAUCUUCUGAACUUUACAACAGCAGUGUUAGUUCCCAAAGCUAUUUCUCUUGCUCCCUGUGGGUUGUAGCUGGCUCUUCAAACAUCUUUUCUCUGGAUGGAGCAGCGCCCACCUCUGGUUCUGAGGGGACAUGGUUGUCACCCACCCCUUGUCACCCCCCUGGCAGCUCCAUCCCUGCAGCUGGCCAGGGCAUCUCAUUGCUAAAGAAACUCAGGAUUUCGGGUCAUCGCCUCCCCUCGGGCUGGUCCAAAGCAGCGACCCCAGCGCAGCAGGUUCGUGCUCGGCUGGGUUCGUGCUUGGCCAGGUUAGUGCUUGGCCGGGCUCCUCCAGCAGCCUGCACGCUGCUGAAAAUAUUAUUAAACAGCUUCACCCUGCAGGGAUUUGCCAAGAAAACCAAGCGAGAGACAGGAACACGCGGCGGGUGCCAGUGAACACGAGCAGGCGGCUCCGUGCCAGCCUCAGGCUGGCACAGCCACGGGGAGGUGGGAGCCUGGAGCCAGGCCCCCCGUCACCAGGCACUGCAGCCCUCAGCAGUGGGAAGGAGCCUGGAGCUCGCUGGCCGCGAAGGAUGAGGGUGGGUUGUGGAAGGGUCGGUGGUCACUGUGCUGGAACCAACCCACUGUUUUCUGUUGGGUGGAACCGCUGCUUUCCUCAUGGAUGGCUUGGAAGGGGCUGGUUGGUGCUGAGCUCUGGUGGCUUUGCAAGGCUGAGGUCUGGAUGGCUGCAGCCCUGGGCACUGCCAGGCUGCAGAGUGGGAGCUCCCAUCCCAUCCCAUCUCAUUUCAUGCCAUGCCAUCCUGUCCCAUCCCAUGCCAUUCAUGUCACCCUAUCCCAUUUAGCAUUUUGAUCUGAUAAAAUGCCACAAGCCAGGGUGUCGUCAGCCAGUACCGUGGUGUAAAGGGGAGGCUGUGUGGGCUGGGGGGAUGUCCCCCAUGCCUCAGUUUCCCACUGGAGCAGAGCACAACCUCCAGGUCCUGCCCUUGGGGAAAGGCUGAGCAUUGUCCUGGGCCGAGGAGCCCCCCACGUUGCUGUAGCUCAGCGUGACCCUGUUGCUUUCAUAAAGCCCAUCUGGUGUCCCCAGCAGCCACAAGGGGUGUUUCAGGUUGUCAGAGGGUCCUGGAUGCUUGUGACCAGCUCCCAGAGCCCAGAACCCCCCAACACCACCAGCCCUGGCAUCAGGAAAAGCUUUUGUGCAUCCAUCCGGCCACAUCUGCCACAGCAGCCUUAAAGCAAUGUGCUUGUGCAUGAGUUUGAGUCUUUCAUUAUGUAUUCUCUUUCACUUUGGGCUUUUUUGUUUGUCCUCAUCUUAUUAAUGAUCGAUAUUCUCCAGGCUUGCUUGAGGAGGUGAUAUGUGGUUAAAAGAGGCACAUUAUUCACUAGGGAGGUAGGACUGUGAUUUAACCAGAUCUCCUGCAAAAAUCUGGUUUGAUUGGGGUGAUCUAUUGCUGAAUUAUUAUUUUUGUAAUUCCUUCUCGUUGGUGGGACAAUCUUUAAUUUUCUAAAAGAUAGCUCAAAGACCAGCCCCGCAGCCACCGCCUGGCACCCUGGAUGCUCCUCGCUGCCUUCUUGUGUGUGUGCACGGUCUCAGCCGAGCCCGAACCCCAAACCAGCGAGUCCCGGGGCCACCCCCUGCGGGUGCUGAGGCCUCCUGAGCAUCCCCCCAGCACCCGUGGGUGCAGGGAGCCCCAGCCCGCACAGCACCCACGCUGGGCCCGAGACACGGGACCGCGGCUCAGGAGCUGGUGCUGGCCCCAUCAGUGCUGGGCGAGCAUGGGCUGGCUUCAGCUGACACGUAUGUGCGUGUGUAUACAUGUAUGUACUGUAGAUAUAUACACUGUAUAAAUAGCCUCACUCACAUAUACAUAUAUUAUAACUGUAGCAAUUACAGACUUCUCGUGGUUUCUUGUUUUAAGUCCAUUUUCCUGUUUUUUUUUUCCUUGCUUUUUUGUUUGUUUGGGGGUUUUUUUGCUUCAUGUAAGUGAGAGUACAUCGUAUCCGCAGCCCUCUCCGAAUUGGCUGAUGCCAAUCUGGAUCUUUAUUCCUCGUGGCAAAGGAACUGCAUCUAUUUUAAGAUGCCUUUUUGUUUUGUUUCCUUGUUUGUGUUUGUGUUUUGAGCAGCAGGUGGGUUUAAGACUGGCUUUAGCGAUUCCCAGUACUUAGCGACGGAUGCCUUGGCUAUGGGAUGCAUAGAUAACAAAUAAAAUACAUGAACAUUUAGAAUGAAAGAAAGAAAAGAUAAGGAAAAAUAUCUAAAGCAUCAAUAAAGUUAAAAUCUAUUUUUGUACAAAUGUAA